This is a messenger RNA of Prorocentrum cordatum, 1340 nucleotides long. NCBI's taxonomy places the organism in Eukaryota, Dinophyceae, Prorocentrales, Prorocentraceae. The record is from the annotation of a GenBank genome assembly.
AUGGGGCCGCGCGAGGAGGCCGCGUGCAGGUGGUAUUGCAAGUGUUGCAAGAAUGAUCGCACGGGCAAGCAGUGGUGGAACAUGGCGCAUGCGAAGAAGUGUGUGCUGUGCGGCUUGGCGAAAAGAGUCACGUUCGGGGGCAACGUUCUGCCCUCGGAGCCUUCAGUCCGCGCUGAGCCCAAGAUGCCGCCGUGGAAGAACCAGUCAGCUGAGGCUGCAGGGCAGGCAAAGAUUCGUGAGCUCGAGGCGAAGAUCAAGGAGCUUCAGGCUGAGUCGAAGCGUGGGCUCUUCCUGUCUGGGGACCCCAUGCAAGUCGACGCUGGCGAGAAGGAUGACGAGGCGGACAUGCGCAAGAGGCUCAAGGAGAUUGAUGAGCAGCUGGCGUUUGUGUCCAAGUACAGCAGUGAGUCGAAGGCGGGCGCAUAUUUGGAGUCGUUGCGGGCUGAGAAGGAGAGUUUGCACUGUAAGCUUCAGGAGUCUCGCCCUAUGUAUGCGAAGUUGCAGACCAUGUCGAAUCGGCUCAAGACGGCGGAGAAGCGGGCGGAUGCUUCGAGAGAGUUGGUGGCAGCGAGGAAACUUCAACUCGGUAAGAUGCAGAAGAGUCUGGAGCAGGCUGAGAAGGAUCUCACGGAGCAGGAGAAGGAGGUGGUGUCGCUCAGUGCGCAGGUGCAGGAGCUCACGAAGCAGGCGCCGAUGGCUCCUGAGUCGGCAUCGCUCGACGAGAAGGGCAAGGGCAUGGCCAUGGAUGUUGGCGCCUUGGGCAAGAUGCUUGAGGCGCAGGGCAUCGGCUCGGAGCAGGCGGCGGGUCUGGCGCAGGUGCUGGCGGACAGCAUGGGCACGCUCUGGGUCAAGCGCGAAGGACAGGGGGCGGAGCUGCCGCCGCUGCAGCAGCAGGGGGCGCCCAGCCCAAGUCUUUGGACCAGGACCUUGAGGGGCUUCGGGCUGCUGCUGCUCGUCUGGCGGCUAUGCCUCUCUUCAAUCAAAGUGGACAGCGGCUUGCAGUCGUGCAUGCACCUUAUUGAGAUGCCGCGUAAUGGCAUUCCCUUGCAUGCUUUGCCGCAGCAGCAGGUUGUGGCAGACUCCUGUCUGGGCGUUGAUGAUUGGCAGUGGGAUUUUCAGGAGUUCGACGACGUUGGCUUCGACCAGGACGAGUUCUUCGGUAUCACCGAGAGUUCGACGGCGGUGUCUACCUCUCUGUCGGCCACGUGGGCGUCUACUGGAGGCAGCACUGCUCUGGCGACUGGUCGGCAGUCGAAUAUUGAUCUCAGGUUGAAGGGAGUGAUCACAUCUGCCAAUGUGGAGGGUGCUGGACCUUUCAAAAUGUUCAUGGAGACGUGCAG